CUUUUCUUCCAAAACUAGCUCCUUAAGCUUUCUUGAGAAUAAAGUUUGAGCAUAGAUCUCUUUAGCUUUGUUUCUCUUUUGGGCUAAAGAUCUUUAAACUCUUGCACUCAACAAGUGCUCAAAGAGAGAAAAAAAAUGAAGUUUAUGAAACUUGGAUCCAAACCUGAUACGGUUCAGUCAAAAGGAGACGAUGCUAGGUAUGUAGCCACUGAGUUAGAAACAGAGCUCAUCGUCACCAUCGGCAAUAUCAAGUUUUAUUUGCAUAAGUUUCCAUUGCUUUCCAAAAGUGGAUAUCUCCAGAAACUCAUAGCAACAUCAAGAAAUGAAGAGAAGAAGAACCAAGUUGAUGAGAUUAACAUAUCAGAGAUUCCUGGUGGCUCUGUUGCUUUUGAGGUUUGCGUCAAGUUCUGUUACGGCAUCACCGUGACCUUAAACGCUUACAACGUGUUUGCGGCUCGCUGUGCAGCUGAGUUCUUGGAGAUGAACGAAACGUUUGAGAAAAGCAAUCUUGUUUACAAGAUUGAUGUGUUCUUGAACUCGACUAUCUUCCGCAGCUGGAAAGAUUCCAUCAAUGUCUUCCAGACCACGAGGGAUCUCUCUCCUAACUACUCUAAUGAGUUUACCCUCAAGCUUGUCAAGCGUUGUCUCGACUCCGUCGCUUACACGGCUUCCAUAGACACCUCAAAAGUCGAUUGGUCUUACACUUACAACAGGAAGAAGAAGCUUGAUGAGAAAGCUGUUCCGAGAGACUGGUGGGUGGAAGAUCUAUGUGAACUUCAUAUCGAUUUGUAUAAACAAGCCAUUGAAGCUAUCAAGACGAGAGGAAAAGUGCCUAUUGAAGUCAUUGGAGAAGCGUUACAUGCUUAUGCAAGAAGAAGAAUAGGUGGUUUUAGCAAAGGCUCAGUGAGAGUUAUUGACAAAUCAUUGACUGAAUCCAUCAUAGAGCUUCUCCCGGAUAAGAAAGGAAGCGUUUCUUCUAGUUUCUUGAGUAAGCUGCUUCGAGCAUCGGUCUUUCUUGGAUGUGAAGAAACCGUGAAGGAGACGUUAAAGAAGCGGAUCAGCGAGCAGCUUGAAGAGACAGCAGUGAGUGACAUCUUAAUGUUUGAUAUAGAUAUGGUGCAGAGCGUAGUCAAGGAGUUUAUGGACCGUGAUCCAAAAACUCACCCAAAAGCAUCUGUUGCAAAGCUUGUUGAUGGGUACUUAGCUGAGAAGUCUAGAGACUCUAAUCUCCUUCUCCAGAACUUCAUAUCUCUCGCUGAAACGGUUUCUAGCUUCCCAAGACAGUCUCAUGAUGGGUUAUACCGCGCCAUCGACAUGUUUCUUAAGGAACAUCCAGGGAUUGGCAAAAGCGAGAAGAAGAGAGUUUGCGGGUUAAUGGACUGUAGAAAACUUUCAGCUGAAGCAUGUGAACAUGCAGUGCAGAAUGAGCGUUUGCCGAUGCGGGUGAUUGUACAAGUUCUAUUUUUUGAACAGAUUAGAGUUAAUGGUUCAUCAACAGGAUACAGCACUCCUGAGCUCACCACAACGACUCUGAACACUGAGGAUGAUGAAUGGGACCACGUGAAAGAGUACUGAUCUCAGCAUUAAUGAAUCUCUACCGUUUGUUUCCCACUAGAAUCAGCAGCUUUUGUAACACAGUUUAUUUAGUUUCCCUUUGAACUAAAAACAUUUGCUUCUUGGUCUUUAUAAAUGGGCCAAGUAGCAAUGGGUCCUA
Molecule: messenger RNA, 1714 nt
Organism: Brassica oleracea var. oleracea
Lineage: Eukaryota; Viridiplantae; Streptophyta; Magnoliopsida; Brassicales; Brassicaceae
Product: BTB/POZ domain-containing protein NPY4
Exons: 4
Coding region: 136-1575 (479 amino acids)
Molecular function (GO): protein binding
Source: RefSeq, a predicted model, not a curated record